AAAACUGCAUGGCAAAAAAUAUAUUAGACUGCUUUUAACAUUUCUCAAGGAAACAAAAGCAGAUUUGUUUGCUUAUUUUAAUUGCAUGUGUGUGCACACAGACUCAUGGACAUGUGCUUAAACUCAAAACAGCUUUUUUUUUUUUUUUUGAGGCUCACCUUUUUCUUACUAUCGUCAAAUGACCGGUGUGUGGUGCUGUGUGCUUUUACUUUUGGAAAUCCUGAUGCAUUGGAAUGCCACUGUAGAGUUGAGAGAGCGAGCAAGAGAGAGAACGAGAGCGCCUAAAAGAGUCAUAACCCUCUCUGGUUCUUGAAGGGUUAAUUCUUCCUUACUUUGAGAUUAGCUUGGCUGGCUGACCAUUGGUGGCUUCUUUCAGUUGUCUCUUGCUCUGCCUGUCUCUUGGCAGUGGCUGCAAUUUUGGGACUGUCUCCUCCCUCUCCCUCUAUUAGCUAUGAUUGGUACAGCCCAAGCCGGCUCCGAGGGAUUGUAGCUCAGACCGAGAGACUAUUUCAUAUGAAAUACUGGCCACAGUGACUGUAGCUUCCUCCUCUAUCGCCCCAGGUAUAUCCUGGACAUCUCUUGGCCCAUGGUUAGAUAGAAGACCAUGGAUGCCCCUUGAUUAAUUUCUCAGCUUCUUGGUUUCCAGGUGGAAAGAGCUGUCUAAUGAGGUCCUGAUAUUGCCAGAGAUCCACGGAGUGCCACGGUCCCGGCAGUUGCAGCCUGCACGUUCUCUCCCAGGGCCUUCCCACUGCCUCAAGCAUUUUCCUGUUGACCUACGGACCUCCAUGGAUGGCAAGUACAAAGAGCUUGCUGAGGAGUUGUUUUGUCACUCAUUGGCUGAGAGUGAAAUGCGCAGUGCUCCCUAUGAAUUCCCAGAAGACAGCCCCAUUGAACAGCUAGAAGAGAGGCGCCAACGGUUGGAGCGGCAGAUAAGCCAGGAUGUGAAACUAGAACCUGACAUUUUACUCAGAGCCAAACAGGACUUCCUGAAAAUUGACAGUGAUGCCGACCUACAAUUAUAUAAAGAACAGGGUGAAGAUCUAGUAGAUCACCUUCCAAAAGAGCGAGAUGUAUUUUUGGAGAGAGAGUUCCAGAGGGUCACCAUCUCUGGAGAAGAGACAUGUGGGGUGCCCUUUACAGACCUGUUGGAUGCUGCUAAAAGUGUGGUCAAAGCAUUGUUCAUCCGGGAGAAGUACAUGGGGCUUUCUCUGCAAAGCUUCUGUAAAACCACAGCCCGAUUCCUGCAGGAUCUUUCAGAAAAACCCUUUGCCCUCAGGAUGUAUGAGGAGAUUCCUGAGACUCCUGUGGGUGCAGAUGUUCCAGUGCAUCCGCCAUUUGCACACCAGCACCCUUAUGAGAAAUGUGAUCCUGACUCAAUGCCUGGAGAUCUUGGCUUUGGCCUCAGGAUGGUCAAUGGAGUAGUUCAUGUGUACACCAAGCAGGACAUCACUGACAAGACCACUGAACUGGACUUGCCUUAUCCUGACCUGCAGGAGUUUGUGGCUGACAUGAAUGUUCUGAUGGCUCUGAUCAUCAAUGGCCCCAUAAAAUCUUUCUGCUAUAGGAGACUUCAAUACUUAAGUUCAAAGUUCCAGAUGCAUGUCCUGCUCAAUGAGUUGAAAGAGCUGGCAGCUCAGAAAAAGGUGCCACAUCGUGACUUCUACAAUAUUCGGAAGGUGGACACACACAUCCAUGCUUCAUCCUGCAUGAAUCAGAAGCAUCUGCUACGCUUCAUCAAACGGGCUAUGAAGAAACAUCUGGAGGAAAUCGUUCACGUGGAAAAGGGCAAGGAGCAAACCCUUAAAGAGGUCUUUGAGACCAUGAAUCUCACAGCAUACGAUCUGAGUGUGGACACCCUUGAUGUCCAUGCGGAUCGCAACACCUUUCAUCGGUUUGACAAGUUCAAUGCCAAAUACAACCCCAUAGGAGAGUCUGUCCUGCGUGAGAUUUUCAUUAAAACAGACAACGAAGUCUCUGGAAAAUACUUUGCUCAUAUAAUUAAGGAGGUAAGGUCUGACCUAGAAGAGAGCAAAUAUCAGAAUGCAGAACUGCGACUGUCUAUCUAUGGCCGAGCACGGGAUGAGUGGGAUAAAUUAGCCAAGUGGGCUGUUACCCACAGAGUGCAUUCCAACAACGUACGCUGGCUGGUGCAGGUGCCUCGGCUAUUCGACGUAUACAAAACAAAGAAACAGCUGGCCAACUUUCAGGAGAUGCUGGAGAACAUUUUCUUACCUCUCUUUGAAGCCACCAUCAAUCCUGCCAGCCACCCAGAAUUGCAUCUCUUCUUGGAGCAUGUGGACGGUUUUGAUAGCGUAGAUGAUGAGUCCAAGCCAGAGCACCACAUCUUCAACUUGGACAGUCCCUUGCCUGGCAAUUGGGUGGAAGAAGAUAAUCCACCAUAUUCCUAUUACCUUUAUUACACAUAUGCUAAUAUGGUGGUGUUGAAUCAUCUGCGUAGGAAGCGGGGCUUCCACACCUUUGUGGUGCGACCCCACUGUGGGGAGGCAGGACCCAUCCAUCAUCUUGUGUCAGGUUUCAUGCUGUCAGAGAACAUAUCUCAUGGCCUCCUUCUCCGCAAGGCACCAGUGCUGCAGUAUCUCUACUACCUGGCUCAGAUUGGCAUUGCUAUGUCUCCACUUAGCAAUAACAGUCUGUUCUUAAGCUACCAUCGUAAUCCACUACCUGAGUACCUGUCUCGGGGCCUCAUGGUCUCCCUGUCCACAGAUGAUCCCCUGCAGUUCCAUUUCACUAAGGAACCCUUGAUGGAAGAGUACAGCAUUGCCACACAGGUUUGGAAGCUCAGCUCCUGCGAUAUGUGUGAACUUGCCCGGAACAGUGUGCUUAUGAGUGGCUUCUCCCACAAGGUGAAGAGCCACUGGCUUGGACCCAACUACCUGAAGGAAGGGCCUGAAGGCAAUGACAUCCGUCGUACCAAUGUGCCAGAUAUCCGGGUAGCCUAUCGCUAUGAGACACUUUCCCAGGAGCUGACUCUCAUCACCCAGGCUGUGCAGACGGAAAUGCUGGAGACCAUCCAGGAGGAAGACCUUCUGACUAUCAGCUCCAUCCGGGAUACUUGCUGAAAGAGACUCGUUCAUAAUAGGUCUCCCUUUCAGCCCUACACUGGCUUGACUAGCUGGGGCUGUUCUGCGAGCGCAAAGAGAGCCUGACCAUCCACCUCCCUCAUCCCAGAGACUUUUCUACUUUCCUGUUUUGUGUGUGUGUGUGUGUGUGUGUGUGUAUGUGUGUGUUUCCUUCAGUAUCUCUUGGAAAGGUUUCUUUGCACUUGGUAAUCUGCUGGGGUCUCCUGAAAGGUGACUAGUUAGAAGCAUCUCCAGGGUUCAGAUCCAGGAACCAAGCAAAGCAUCUGUAGUGUGAAUGGAAAGGCUGGUCAGAUCAUUUGUGAGCCAAGGCCAAAGAGGUGGAAAGGAACUUCAGAAUAAAUUCUGGAAGUCCUAGCAUGUGAAUACAUUUGUCUGGUGGCAAAAAGAAACACCAGCAUGUCUACAUGUAUCCUGAGCAACAUCUGCCAGGACCAAAGUCUUCUGGGGGUGCCUUGCACUACCUCGCUUUUGUUUUAGGGGGUUCACAUUAGCUGGUCAAGCAACUCUGAGAGGCUGGAACCAGCCCUGCGUUUUGCCAUCAGGGCAGUACGUUGUUGUCAAUCCCACUAUGCAAGAGCCUCUGUUUUUCAGUGUUAAGCUCUAGUCUAGUGUUUCUCAAGCAUGGAAACUUUUAAGAUGUCUGGACUUUAACUCCCAGAAUUUCCCAGCCAGCAUGACAUCUUAAAGUAAUGACAUCUAGUCAUCUUAAUUUUGUCAAAAUUGAGAAACACUCUCUAGUAUGAAGUGAGGCAAGAGACAAAUUCUUUGCCUGUCAUUUCCUUUCAAAACCCAAUAAUUUGUCUUUUUUGGCUCAGGGAAAGCACUAACCUUUGAUUCCCUCCAUACUUUAAAGGCGGAUGACUCUGCGCUGUCAGGGACAAAGUGGACUUGAGAUAAUAGAAAUAUUGUUAGCAUGCCAAAUAAUUUGUUCUGCAUCUUUUGUAAAACUCUUGGUUUCUCUCUAUACCAAGUAUUAUAAAAGAAGUUCAGUGCAGUUAUUAAUGUAGCAAGGAGAUUGAAGAUGAUUGUGGCAGUGAAAAAGCAAGGUGAUUCCUGGAGGAAAGCCUUGGAGCCAAGAUACCUACCUGGCACGGAAGGAGUUUAUGAGUAAUUAUUAUGAUUGUUAUUAAUUAUAUAUCUUAGGCUCAAAAUGGAAACGAUGAAAGAGGUCUGAGAUCAGUUGUUUUUAAAGCAAACUUUUAAGUAAUUUUAGGCUUGAUUGGAUCAGUGACCCUCAUCAGCAGUUGGGGUGAGAGGAUGUGUGGAGUUGCAUUAAGCCAUUUAUUGGGUCUCAUCUACUUUCCCAAAGUUGCUACUAGCUCAGGAAUGAUAGCAUUUGGUUCCCCUACCUACAGAGUUAAUGGUGCAAGUGCAGGAGGAGAGGGUGUUAGAGCAGAAAUCAUUAUCCAUGGAAGAAGAGUUUAUACACUCUGGCAGUGUUGCCCCGUUUUUGGACUGCCUCUUCCUUCAACUGUUUUAAAGUUUAGUUGGGGGCGGGUGUUUCCUCAAUUUGGGAGAUCAUUCCCACCCCUAUUGCAGCCAUUGUUCUAAUGUCUGAUGCAGAAGCUCCUGAGAGAUGGAAAUUGUUUGGACUGGUUAGAAUGCAGAAGAUUCAAAGUGCUUGUUACACCUGACCCUCCCUCCCUCUCUCUUUCUCUCUUUCUUUCUCUUUCUCUCUCUUGCUGGGUUUGAGAGCAAUAGAAACCAUUGCUUAUGGAAGAAGAAACCACUUUUUCACAUAUAGCAGGAAGAAAAGCCAUAGAAAUGCCUGGACAGGCUUCUGUGCAGUCACUUUUUGGCAUUAGCAUGAAGCCUUUUGCUGUGAGUAGAUAACACAUCUGGAGAAAACAACAUAUAGCAACUUCCACUCUUUGAAACUAUGUAGAGUAGAAAUGUCUAAUAAGUCAUGGGAGAAGAAAGUAGAUCUAAGUCCUUCCAGAUCAGCCUUUUUAGUUCUGCACCUUGGAAGGUUUUAUAGUUGAAAGGCCAGCCAUACCCAGGACAGUCUGUACAAGUUUCUGACUAAGGAAUCUACUUUCUGACAGCGUUUGACUCCCAUUCAUGUGCUACCUUUAAUACCAGUGGGCUAUUGUCAUCCUAUUAACGGGUGUACCAUCAGUCAUAAUUUGGAAAUCUCUUGUGGGCCUCUCUCUUGAGGUACAAAACAACUUCAGACUGUGCUCACUCUCUUCAGGUUCUUAGACAAAUGUUAUAUCUAUAAAUAGGCACUGGUUCCAUUGUUCUAACUCCCAGUUGCUGCCAAUAACAUGCAAUCUUACUAUUGCAAGCAGAUUCAGUACAAAGGGAAAUACAUUUUUAAAUUUGAGGUGAGUAGAUAGCAAGGAAUGCUUCUAGAGUGAACCAAAAGCGUGUUGAUGCCCUCUUCUAAAUUUGACUACCUCAAUCUGCCAUUGUCCAGAUACGUUGGACUAAAGCUCCCAUAAUCCUCAACCGGCAGGGCUGCAUGAAGUUGUGCUCCAGCACAGUUAGAAGUGAGCAAGUUGAAGGCUGCUCUAAGUGCCUGUGGCCAAAAUCUGAGGGUCAUAACAAAAUGACUGCUUAAAGAUGUUCAUGGAGUGCACCAAGACUAAAUGGAUUGCUUUUUUUGAUGUUAACUGUGGAAGAGGCAUUUUGUUAUAGUUUGUGUCAUCAUUUUGAGGGUCACAUCGAAGAAAAAGGAACCAUUUUUUAAAGCCUGUCUAGUUGGCAUUUCACUUUCAUGGCACGGCAAGGUAAUAGGGUAAUUCCCCUCCCUCCCCCGUGCUUUGCUUGGAAUUUUACUUCUCCCAAGCAGUUUUGCAAUAGAGCUAUCUUGCCUUUGUUUCAGCGAGCAUGGAUGCCUUGUCGAUCUAAGGGUUUGGUCCAACACAUGGUUCCAGGAAGAAAUGGCAUAUCAGUUGAACUGAAGUGAAACAUAAGCUGCCCCCCCCCACUUCGUCUCUCAUUUUCUCCCUUCUCCUUGCCUUUAAUCUGCCUAUUGGUACAUCAUGUUAGUUUUUUGCUUUGGUGUCAGAAUUGAAACUGGUAUUCCUUUUAGCAAUCACAUGUACCUUCAUCUCACCUGGCUAUUAUAUGUACCCUGGAUGAACUCUAGGCUUGUCUGGGCUGUUAGAAAUCUUCUGAAAUAAGAGCAUGAUCCACCAUUAAAGAUUAUUUAAGUAAACUGA
This is a messenger RNA of Crotalus tigris (Tiger rattlesnake), 6268 nucleotides long. RefSeq names its product adenosine monophosphate deaminase 2 (gene AMPD2). The record is from RefSeq and is a predicted model, not a curated record. Lineage: Eukaryota; Metazoa; Chordata; Lepidosauria; Squamata; Viperidae. Gene Ontology annotation, cellular component: cytosol. The transcript has 18 exons. Gene Ontology annotation, molecular function: AMP deaminase activity. Gene Ontology annotation, biological process: AMP metabolic process; IMP salvage. Bases 786 to 3080 code for a protein of 764 amino acids.